Molecule: messenger RNA, 2081 nt
Organism: Tilletiopsis washingtonensis
Lineage: Eukaryota; Fungi; Basidiomycota; Exobasidiomycetes; Entylomatales
Exons: 10
Coding region: 144-2081 (645 amino acids)
Biological process (GO): actin filament bundle assembly; actin cytoskeleton organization
Cellular component (GO): plasma membrane; actomyosin contractile ring; cell junction
Molecular function (GO): calcium ion binding; actin lateral binding
Source: RefSeq, a predicted model, not a curated record
CUGCUCCACAUCCUCCACUCUCCACACUCCGAGCUACCACCCUCUCGCCUCGCUUGCCCUAUCUCACUUAUCUCGCACGCUCGGCACCGCUGCUCCUGCACCACCCGACGCUUCUCACCAGGCGCCGCCGCGCCCGCGCCGCCAUGGCGUACAAGCGCGCCUCGACGCUCAUGACGGGCCUGCCGGACCAGGACCGCGGCUGGGAGGAGGUGCAGGCCAAGACGUUCUGCAAGUGGCUCAACACCAAGCUCGAGACGCGCGACCUGCCGCCCAUGUCGUCGCUCGCACGCGACCUCUCCGACGGCGUGCGCCUCGUCGAGCUCAUGGAGAUCAUGGGCGACACGAGCCUCGGCCGCUACUACCGCGCGCCGCGCAUGCGCGUCCAGAUGGCCGAGAACGUCAAUCUUGCGCUCGACUUCAUCCGCGCGCGCGGCGUGGUGCUGACGAAUGUGGGCGCCGAGGACAUCAUCGAUGGCAACCUCAAGCUCAUCCUCGGCCUCAUCUGGACGCUCAUCCUGCGCUUCACCAUCGCCGACAUCUCCGCCGAGGGCCUCUCGGCGCGCGAGGGCCUGCUGCUGUGGUGCCAGCGCAAGACGGCGCCGUACAGCGACGUCUCCGUGGUGGACUUUACGCACAGCUGGAAGUCGGGGCGCGCGCUCUGCGCGCUGAUCCACCGGCACCGGCCGGACCUGCUCGACUACGACGCGCUGCCGGCGUCGCCACACGAGUGCACGGCGCUGGCGUUCAGCGUGGCGCAGGAGCAUCUCGGCAUUCCGCAGCUGCUCGACGUCGAGGACCUGUGCGACGCCAAGAAGCCCGACGAGCGCAGUGUCAUGACGUACGUCGCCCAGUACUUCCACGCCUUCUCGACGAUGGAGCAGGCCGAGGUGGUCUCGCGGCGCGUGGCGACCUUUGCCGACGUGAUGCAGGGCGCAUGGGUGAUGCAGGUCGACUACGAGCGGCGGGCGCGCGAGCUGCUGGCGGCGAUGCAAGAACAGGAGACGGCCUGGGCAGCGGCAUCCUUCGCUGGCAGCUACGCCGACGCACGCCUGCAGCUCGACGCCUUCCACGCCUACAAGGCCGGCGGCAAGCGCGUGUGGGUGCGCGAGCGGACAGAUCUCGCAGCACUGCUGGGCAACAUCCAGACGAAGCUGCGCACCUACCACCUGCGGCCAUGGGCGCCGGCAGAGGGUCUCGCGCAGGCAGACCUCGAUGCAGCGUGGGCACGGCUCGCAGCGUCUGAGGCGCGGAGGUCACGCAGCAUCAACGCUGAGAUCCGGAGGGCCAAGGAGGCACUGCGAGUUGAGUUUGCGCGGCGGGCCAACGACUUUGAGGCCGAGCUGCGCACGUCCGCCACGACGCUCGCCAGCCUGACAGGCGAGCUGGAGGAGCAAAAGGAGCGCGUGGCGAAGCUGCAGCUCGUGCUCGCGGCGCUCGAGAAGCGCCUCGAGGAGCUGCAGCACCUCGAGCAAGAGUGCGUCGAGGCCAACGUCGAGGAGAACGACCACACCGUCUUUACGCGCGACGACCUCAAGUUCGAGCUCGAGCUCGUGGUGACAAGCGUCGUCAAGAAGCUGGCCUUUAUCGACAACCAGAUCAUCUCGCGGCAACACACGAACCUCACGCCCGCGCAGCUCGAGGAGUUCGAGAGCACGUUCCGCUACUUUGACAAGGACGCGUCGAACACGCUCACCGUGCCCGAGCUCGGCGCUGCGCUGGCGUCGCUCGGCAUCAUCUAUUCCGACGAGGACAUCGAGGCGAUCCAUCUGCAGCUCGAGGAGAACUUUGGCGCCGUCAACUACUCGGCGUUCCUCACCUUUCUGCGCGAGAUCACCGAGGACACGACGUCGCCCGACCAGCUGCUCGAGGCGUUCCAGGGCCUGGCGUCGGACAAGCCCUACACGACGGAGAUCGACCUGCGGCAGGCGCUGCUGCCGCAGGGCGCCAUCGACUACCUCAAGGCCUCGAUGCCGCGCGUCGACGUCGACGGCCUCGAGGCCGAGGCGUACGACUACGAGGCCUACCUCACGCAGCUCUUUGGCGAGGGCGACCUGUCGAUGCUGUCGGCGGCCUCACAAUAG